AUGAAGCAGCUUUUGGAUCUGUUCAUAACCUCAUCGAUACCAGUCGUGAAGAUUCUUGUCAUUACAGGAAUUGGAUUUUACUUGGCUCUUGAUCGUGUUAAUGUUUUAGGUCAAGAUGCAAGAAAACAGCUCAACAACAUUGUCUUCUAUGUGUUUAGUCCUUCACUUAUUGGAAGUCGUUUAGCUGAUAGUGUUACAUAUGAAAGCUUGGUCAAAAUGUGGUUUAUGCCGAUUAAUGUUCUGCUUACAUUCGUCUUUGGUUCGUUAUUCGGUUGGAUUGUUAUUGUCAUCACUAAACCUCCUACGCAUCUUCGUGGUCUCAUUGUUGGUUCUUGUGCUGCUGGCAAUUUGGGGAAUAUGCCACUAAUUAUAAUCCCAGCAAUUUGUAAAGAAAAAGGAGGUCCUUUUGGAGAUCCUGAGAGUUGCCAGAAAUAUGGAAUGGGUUAUGUUGCACUCUCCAUGGCUAUGGGAUCGGUUUACAUAUGGACGUACAUAUACAAUCUUAUGCGUGUACUAUCGAGCUCUCCUAUUGAAACCAUCCAACCUUCUAUUGAAUCAAACUACGAUAGCUACAAAGUUCCAUUAGUUUCUUCCAAGGAAGAAGACAACCAAAAGGUUGGGAAGUGGGAAAAGGUCAAGCUAAGAAUGGUUUCAUUUUCGGAGAAAGUUAACCUUAANACAAUAUUUGCUCCAUCAACUAUUGCAGCGAUGAUCGCGCUUUUCAUCGGACUCAUUACUCCGUUAAGGAAGCUAAUGAUCGGUAACUUAGCUCCUCUCCGGGUGUUUCAAGAAUCAGUAACUCUAGUGGGAGAUGGAGCCAUUCCUGCUAUGACCUUGAUUAUCGGAGGAAACUUACUCAAAGGUAUGAGAAGUUCAGGAAUGAAAAAAUCCAGCAUUAUUGGCGUCUUGGUUGCACGUUACAUUUUUCUGCCAAUAAGCGGUGUUCUAAUCGUAAGAGGAGCGUAUAAGUUGGAUUUGAUUACCUCGGAACCAUUAUACCAAUUCGUUCUGCUUCUUCAAUAUGCAGUCCCACCAGCAAUGAAUCUAGGUACAAUUACUCAGUUAUUUGGAGCUGGAGAAAGUGAAUGCUCAGUGAUUUUGCUUUGGACUUACGCUUUGGCUUCGAUUUCACUCACGGUUUGGCCUACAUUCUUUAUGUGGCUUGUGGCUUAA
Molecule: messenger RNA, 1173 nt
Organism: Arabis nemorensis
Lineage: Eukaryota; Viridiplantae; Streptophyta; Magnoliopsida; Brassicales; Brassicaceae
Source: the annotation of a GenBank genome assembly